AUUAGUUACUUCCAGUUCCCUGGUGAGCUCUUGAUGAGGAUGUUGAAGAUGCUGAUCCUGCCUCUGGUGGUCUCCAGCUUGAUGUCAGGCCUUGCCUCUCUGGAUGCCAAGACUUCCAGCCGCCUGGGCAUCCUCACCGUGGCAUACUACCUGUGGACCACCUUCCUGGCUGUCAUCGUGGGCAUCAUUAUGGUCUCCAUCAUCCACCCAGGUGGUGCAGCCCAAAAGGAGACAACAGAGCAGAGUGGGAAACCCGUCAUGAGCUCAGCCGACGCCCUGCUGGACCUCAUCCGGAAUAUGUUCCCUGCCAACCUGGUGGAAGCCACAUUCAAACAGUACCGCACCAAGACCACUCCAGUUGUCAAGUCCCCCAGAGUGGUCCCAGAAGAGGCCCCUCCUCGACGAAUCUUCGUCUAUGGGGUCCAGGAAGAGAAUGGCUCUCGUGUGCAGAACUUUGCCCUGGACCUGACCCCACCACCUGAGGUCGUUUACAAGUCGGAACCUGGCACCAGCGAUGGCAUGAAUGUGCUGGGCAUCGUCAUCUUCUCUGCCACCAUGGGCAUCAUGCUGGGCCGCAUGGGUGACAAUGGGGCCCCCCUGGUCAGCUUCUGCCAGUGCCUCAAUGAGUCUGUCAUGAAGAUCGUGGCGGUGGCUGUGUGGUACUUCCCUUUUGGCAUUGUGUUCCUCAUCGCUGGCAAGAUCCUGGAGAUGGAUGACCCCAAGGCUGUUGGAAAGAAGCUGGGCUUCUAUGCCAUCACUGUGGUGUGUGGGCUGAUGGUCCACGGCCUCUUCAUCCUGCCCCUGCUCUACUUCUUCAUUACCAAGAAGAACCCCAUUGUCUUCAUCCGCGGCAUCCUCCAAGCCCUGCUUAUUGCACUGGCCACCUCAUCCAGCUCAGCCACACUGCCCAUCACCUUCAAGUGCCUUCUGGAGAACAAUCACAUCGACCGGCGUAUUGCCCGCUUUGUGCUACCCGUGGGCGCCACCAUCAAUAUGGAUGGCACCGCACUCUAUGAGGCUGUGGCCGCCAUCUUCAUUGCCCAGGUCAACAACUAUGAGUUGGACUUUGGCCAGAUCAUCACCAUCAGCAUCACAGCCACUGCAGCCAGCAUUGGAGCAGCUGGCAUCCCCCAGGCUGGACUUGUCACCAUGGUCAUUGUGCUCACGUCUGUGGGACUGCCCACUGAUGAUAUCAACCUCAUCAUUGCCGUGGACUGGGCUCUCGACCGAUUCCGCACCAUGAUUAACGUGCUGGGUGAUGCACUGGCGGCGGGCAUCAUGGCCCACAUCUGCCGAAAGGACUUUGCCCGGGACACCGGUGCUGAGAAACUGCCACCCUGUGAGACCAAGCCCGUGAGCCUCCAGGAGAUUGUGGCAACCCAGCAGAAUGGCUGUGUUAAGAGCGUGGCUGAGGCCUCGGAGCUGACCCUCGGCCCUGCCUGCCCCCACCACAUCCCAGUACAGGUGGAGCAGGAUGAGGAGCCGGCUACUGCCAGUCUGGAUCACUGCACCAUAGAGAUCAGUGAGCUCGAGACCAAUGUCUGAGCCUGCAGGCCAGGCCAGGCCUCCAUGGUCAGGGACCAGGAGUCGGAUCUGAACUAACAACUCAUCUGAGCAGCCAGCAGAGGCCAGGUUCACACACUCUUCCCACUCUGAGAAGUUGAAAUUAACCAUUGGUGGAAAAUGGGGUCUCAGAGAAGGGAAGACCAUGGCAGGAAGCUCUCCAGAGUUCCAUGGGUUGGCACAGCCCAAUCCCUAACUGUGACAGUUUCUAAGGGGUGAGUCUUCAAGGGUACCAGGCAGGGAUCAUCUUCCCCACUUUAUGGAUGACAAGUUUGUGGUUAAAAACUAAAAACACUUGCCCAAGGUGUUGUGCAAGCAAUGCCAGGGCAAGGAUGCUAACUCAAGUCUCCUGGAGGACAGAAUGCCUGCAGGGCCAGGUUCAGAGAGAGGCUCUGCUCCUCUCAGGAUCCCCACAGCCAACACUGCUUCCAAGUUAUGAGGAUGUGAUAACAAUGUCCUGGUUUCUGUCCCAGCUGUGUCCAGGCCCGGGCCA
Molecule: messenger RNA, 2056 nt
Organism: Castor canadensis (American beaver)
Lineage: Eukaryota; Metazoa; Chordata; Mammalia; Rodentia; Castoridae
Source: RefSeq, a predicted model, not a curated record